UUGUGGCUGAACCGCAGGUGCAGCAAGUACAAGAAGUGAAAGACAGUUCUCAUCUGAUGAAUGGUUCUAUAUCUCAAACCACUUCUCAGACAAGUUCCAUCCCACCUUUGAAUCAGAGGUUGUCUUAUGAACCAAGGACAAAGGCCAAAUUACUUAAGGUAUAUCUCAGAGUACUAUAGAACAUGUUUGCAAUUGUUAUCAUCAUUAUUCGCUUUAGUUUCAGUACCUGAAUUUAAGUGCGUUCAGAAGUGUUCCUAUUAUCUUCAUGUUUAAUUAAGUAGAAUUCUUAAACUUAUUUCACCAUAAAAUAUUAAUGUUUUGUAAAACAUUAAUAGAAGACCAGCUAUAAUUUGUGAAUUAAAGUAAACAGCAAAAUAUCUCACAGAGGAGUUAAUAGAAUUAUUUUGUUUUUUAAAUAUAUCAGAAUCAGAACCAUAAUAAGAAAAACAAUCACUUAUACUAAGAAUAAAGCAUUACAAAUGUUCAAAUAAGACACAUAACCGUGAAUCAGCUGUCAUGGACUAAAUAGUGUAGGAGCGAUAAGGUUAUCACCAGACAGAUUAAAUGCUGUGCAUUCAUGCUUCAAGUGCUUUUGAGUGACUUCCUAGUAUUUGUACUGGUGGGCAUAGAUUUUUUUCCAUUCUCUCUCUUUUUUUUCUUUCUUUAUUGGAAUUUUCAGACAUCUAUGGAAGUAGAAUAAUAAUGAACCCCAUCAUGAACUUCAGCAAUUUCCCACCCUCACAUUUUGUUACUCUUAUUUCAUCUUUUCCUCCUCCCUGUACACACACUUUUAAAAUAUUUUAUGUAUGUAUAUAUGUAUGUAUUUAUUUGCUGGAGUAGUUUAUAGCAAAUCUUAGACAUUUCACAUUUUACCCGUAAAUACUUCAAUAUGCAUUUCUAAUUGAUACAUUCAAUAAAAUUAGCAAUAAAUUUUUUUUUUAAAUACCCAUAGACAUUUUUUAAAGGCAGAAAAUGAAGACUGUUGAGUGAAUCACCAUGAAAAGCCAGAAUUCUGAGUUGUUUUCUUCUGACUGGAAUAAUAAUUUUUUUAUUUUGCACGUAUGAGAAUAAGAAAAAAUAAUAUGCACUUUUUUGUUUGCAGUCUUUCGAUUCCAUGUGCUGUUUGAUUUAAGCACAUGGAGCAUAUAUGGUUGUUAUGCAGUGAUCUUUUGUAAUUGGGAUUUUGAAUUUGAGUGGCAGUGACAUGUGACUGCUCUGCAAGUGGUUAUUUUUGGUAUCUGGGUGUUGGCUUCCCCUCAGAAACCAUAGAAAGUUAGUUUGAGGUGGAUUUUUGAAGACUCUGAAAACGACAAGCAGGGUAAUGUGAGUUUUUGAACUUUUGAACAUGGGUUGUUGCUUCAGCAAAGAAUUUAGUGACAAUGAGGAUGAAAGAACUGGCCUGUUACAAAAAUCUGUGGAGGAGAACAAGUCAGAGAACAAGAUAAGUAAAACUUUAUCUUCAUUAUUUGAUACCCUUGAAGUUAAGGAGCUUCACAAUGUUGAAAAUGUAGCCAGUAGGACAGCUGCUGGUGUUAAUAUGUGGACUAGAAUAUCUGAGCAAUUCGGGCACAAACAGGGUCAUAGAUCAAAGCAAUCACUUUACUUUAUUUCCUCUUCAAUGUAUAAGUUCUUAACUAGGUAUGAAAAUUUAGAUGAGGGUGACAAGAAUUCAGAUUUUGCUGCUAGUGAGCAGAAUUCUGAAAACGGCUGUGAUAUACCACGUGUGAGUAAUGACAGUAAACCGGACUUAUCUGAAGAUCUUUAUUCUGAAGAUCAUGUGUCUCUUUCAUGUAUACUGGUGCCUUCUUACCAGAGCGUACAGGAAAAAACUAUUUUAAAUAACCAUCUGUGCUAUUAUCCAGUCACUUGUAAAAACUUAUUAACAGAGAAAGACAUAAUGGUAAAUGUUGAAAUCAGCGGUAAUGAUGAGAAUAACUCUUUAGGUAUGUCUGAUACAGAGGUGAAAGAUGAAAAACCUAUUUGUAUUGAUAAUAAGCAAUGUAAGAACUCAAGAGAGAGCAAGUUUUCUAGUAUUUAUGUUAUAGAUCCUGAUUGUCUGAAAAUUGAAAAUGAAAUGUGCACUCCCAUGUUUGGAGCAACUGCAAUAGAAGAAUGUCAUUCAGCUGUUAUCUCUGAGGGAAUUAGCAAACUGAAAUGGCCUCUAGAUAAUGGGAAAGAAUUUUUAGUCUCCCACGCUUUACAAGGGGCAGGAGAAUUAAAGGCACACCAGAAAGAACUGCCACCACAGAACAUGCUAGAUCCAAAUGAAAUAAAGGAAUUAUGUAGUGAGAAAAUGAAAUCUAGUUCUGAAUUCUUGACCAAUAAUGACCCACCUUAUAAAGUAAAUAAUGAUAGCAUGCAGGCUGAUUUUUUAAGGGCAAAAGUUGACACUGAAUUUCCUAAAGAUUACACAGAAAGUUGUACAUUACGUAAUAUUGGCACACUAUGUGAAUUAAAUAUUAACACAGGCAGUGACUCAUUAAAAUGUUUGUGUGCCAUCCCAGAAGAGAAAGAGAGCCAUAGUUCAGAUAUAGUAAAUCAAAUGAAUGAUUCACCUAUUAAUUUACUUAAUGACACUACAUACGUUGAAAGAAAUGAUGAAUGUGAGGCUGUAACAGUUAGUGCAGAUGAGAGUUUAAACUCUCAAAAGGAAAGAGAAAAUAACUCUGUAAAACCAUUAAAAGACAAAGAUCAUUUCAGUUUAGAUGUUAGCAGAGCAGACAGUGUCUGUCUAGAUAGAAUUAAUUUAAGUCUAAAAAAAGAUAUCACUUUGGUGAGCUUUGAAAAUGAAUGUCUUCUGGUUCAUUCUAAUUUCAGAGAAGCAGCAGCUAAACUACUUGAUGAGGACAGUGAACCUAAACACCUCAUAGGUUCAACAGUGAUCAACAGUGAUCAAUACCUAGAUGAUAGCGGCUUGGAAACUGGAAAUCUCUACCUCACAAACAAAGGCAAAUUAUCUUUGCAAUCUGAAAAUAGUUCAUCUGAUCAAAGUAAAUGUAAAUUUAACAUUUUGGAAGAUGAUGGGCCUGCUAAGAGGGCUAAUGAAUUGAAAUCUUCAUGUCAAGUAGAUACAUGUGCAGAUACUAGGGCAAAUAAGGUUCAGGCACAAACCUGUAAUAUAGCUUGUGUGGUAUGUGAAACAAACACAGAUGGAAUAAUCCAAAGAAUAAACAACCCAAAACUUAAAACUUCACAAGAAAUGCUGCCAAAUCGCAAGUCUCUUGAUCAUUCCAAAUCUUUUAUGAGUAACUCUGUUUCCUCUGCAUUUAUUUUCACUUGUGCUGUUGAAGAAGGUGAAAUAGGCCUGAGUUAUAAAACAGAAGAUGAAAUAUGUGUUAAGAAUUCAUCCAGUGUGUUACACAAUCAACUAAGUGACCCUCCCCGAUUAGAAGCUACUGAAAAAGAAUCACUAAAAGCUCAAAUAUUAGAAGCUGAUCAUAGAGAGGCAAGUAAAAAUGAGAUAGAAAAUGUCAGGUCAGAUUCUAAAACAGUAUUUGACUGGGAAACACUUAUCCUAAAAUGCAAGGAAGUGCCCAGUCAGAAUGUACCUACAUUUACUUGCGUUAGUUCUAAAAUAAAAAAAAACUCUGAUUAUGAAACAAAUCAAAUGGAAAAAAAUUGUGAAACCUAUAGGGUGAAUGACUACAAACAUGAAGACCUUACUAUUUUACCACCUUUAAGCCGAAGCUCAAAUUCAGGUAUACAGGAGUUAGAAGUAGAAGAGAGUAAGUGUAUUAACAGUGGUGAAAAUCCAGUGCUGAAACAAAUUUACUCUGAAUCAGCUGAAGGAAUUUCUGAUGCCUUUGGUAACAAUGUAUCAGGAUUGAGUACACCAACACUACCAAGUGAAGAAGAGGAAGAGGGAUUUAAUUUGAAGGAGUACAAUAUUGAUCCUAAUGUUACUGACUGCUUAGUUCCAUGUGGAACAGAUGAACAUGCAUACCAUUUCAAAGAAAGAAAUGCCAUGUGCACCACUCAAGAAUCUACUUUGAAUACUGAAAGGGAUUUUGUGGGAAAUUCAAAAGUGAUUUUUGAAAAACUACAGCUAUGUGACACUUUUGAUGGUUAUUCCUAUUUGGUUGGUGUUGAUACUACCCAAAUGGACAGAUGUACAGCUACUCCUUAUGAUAUACCUCAGGUAAUUCCUGUCAUCCCAAUUGAUGGCAAUGAAAUAGUACCAAGUAGUGAGAAUCAUGUUUUAUCACUCACAGAAGGUACUUUUAAUAUAUCUGAAAAUCCCUCAAAAGUAGAUUUACAGAAUUUUCCAGAGGAAUUCUACUCCCAGUGUUUGAAUGAACUUUCCUAUUACCCGACUGAAGGGUUAGCAAGUCAGAUAUUUUCUGAAAGACUGGCAAAUGGUUGUGGUGGAUAUCAAAUAGGCUAUCUCUGGACUAAUCCAGUCCCAAAAGAUGCAUUAGAAGAUGAACAAAUAAUUAGUGAGGAUCUACAAAAUAAACCACAGGACUUAGAAAUUGCUUCAUUUUCAGUGGAAAAGCCCUCUUACGCGCAACCAGUGUCAGAGGAUGGUGUUAUUUGGGGAUGGCAAAAUAGAGGUGAACAGUUAGCUCCAACAACCAAGGUUUCAGAGCUAAACCCUAAUGCAAAAGUAUGGGGGAAUCAUGUGCUACAUUUGGAAGCAAGUAGUACAAGUGAUGGCAGUGUGAAUAAAACUUGGGAAGAAAUAUCUGACCAUCCUCCAGACUGCUGCAAAGAGGGAUUGGAUGGCAAUGGCGAUGGUGACAAAAGCCAUGAGAAUGCAGCAUUACCAGAUUUACAGGAGUCAGACCAAGCAGAUAUGAACACUUUGGCUCUGGAUCACUCAGAAUAUGAAUCUCUGCCUGAAAAUAGUGAAAUGGGAGGAAAUGAGUCUCAACCCGAAAGCCAAGAAGACCCCAGAGAAGUGCUUAAAAAAACAUUGGAAUUCUGCUUAUCUAGGGAGAAUCUUGCUAGUGAUAUGUACCUUAUAUCACAGAUGGAUAGUGAUCAGUAUGUGCCAAUUACAACGGUAGCAAACCUUGACCAUAUCAAGAAACUCAGCACUGAUGUGGAUUUGAUUGUUGAAGUGCUAAGAUCAUUACCUUUAGUCCAAGUAGAUGAGAAAGGAGAAAAAGUAAGGCCAAAUCAAAAUCGUUGCAUAGUAAUAUUGCGUGAAAUAUCUGAGUCUACCCCUAUAGAAGAAGUAGAAGCACUUUUUAAAGGAGAUAAUUUACCGAAAUUUAUAAACUGUGAAUUUGCCUAUAACGAUAAUUGGUUUAUCACAUUUGAAACAGAAGCUGAUGCACAACAGGCUUACAAAUACCUGCGAGAAGAAGUCAAAACUUUCCAAGGAAAACCAAUUAAGGCACGGAUAAAAGCAAAGGCAAUAGCUAUAAACACGUUUUUGCCAAAGAAUGGAUUUAGACCUCUGGAUAUGAACCUCUAUACGCAGCAGCGUUAUACAACAUCAUUUUAUUUACCUCCAGUAUAUAGUCCCCAACAGCAGUUUCCUUUGUAUGGCUUAAUUACUCCACAGACAUGGUCAACAACACAUAGCUAUCUUGAUCCAUCCUUGGUAACUCCAUUUCCAAAUACUGGAUUUAUAAAUGGGUUUACGUCUCCAACCUUCAAACCUGCAACAUCUCCUCUGACUUCACUCAGACAGUAUCCUCCUAGAAGCAGGAACCCUAGCAAGUCACAUCUGCGCCAUACAAUUCCUAAUGCAGAGAGAGGACCUGGAUUAUUAGAAAGUCCUUCAAUAUUUAACUUUACUGCUGAUCGAUUAAUUAAUGGUGUCCGGAGCCAACAAACAAGGCAAACAGGUCAAACUAGAACACGGAUACAAAACCCUUCAAAUUAUGCCAAGAGAGAUAUUGGAAUGGGGCGAGUGGAACAGAGUAGUCUUGAAUCAUCUGCUGGUUUAGGUAGAGGAAGGAAAAAUUCUUUUGGCUAUCGGAAGAAAAGAGAGGACAAGUUUACAAGGAGUCAAACUCAGUCUCCGACGCCACCAAAGCCUCCAUCUCCUAGCUUUGAAUUAGGGCUCUCCAACUUUCCUCCUUUGCCUGGAGCUGUAGGCAAUUUAAAGGCGGAGGACUUGUUUGAAAACAGGCUAUCUAGCUUGAUAAUAGGAUCAUCAAAAGAAAGGAACCUAAAUGUGGAUGCAAGUACAAACACUAUUCCUGCGGUAAUCCCCAGAGAGCCAUCAGUGACAGUUUCUUGUGCUGUAUCAGCAACAUAUGAACAAUCUCCUUCCCCAGCCCAUUUACCUGACGAUUCCAAGGUUAUAGAAAAGCAGAGGGAAACACAAAGUAUGGAAAGACUCUCUUCUACUCUUACUACUACUGCGUGUAAAUCAGUGCAAGUUAAUGGAACUGCCACAGAAUUGCGGAAACCUAGCUACGCAGAGAUUUGUCAGAGAACAAGUAAAGAGCCUCCUUCUUCCCCAUUGCAACCCCAAAAAGAACAAAAGCCAAACACUGUCGGUUGUGGGAAAGAAGAAAAGAAACUCACUGAACCAGUGGAGAGAUACAGAGAACCCCCUCCCCUGAAGUCAAAUCCAGGACAACCCAAAGAUCAGAGGAGGCAACUGGGACGCAGAUCCUCUCCUCCAACUGUUGGGAAGCGUUUAAAUAGAGAGCAGAACACACCUCCCAAGUCUCCUCAGUGAAAAUUGUAUGUUGGGAGGAGUUGCAAAAGAGUUCUGUUUAACCACAAAUGAAACACUGUUCCUGCUCAGUACAGAGAAUGAGUUGCUGGUUAGGAGCUUGCAGUAUAUAUGAGGCAUAUGAAAUGCCUGCAAGUUAUUUUUCUUCUAUGAGUCGGAUUUUCCCCUUCUUGAAAAAAAUCUGUUUUUCAGGAUUUAAUUAACAUAAACCUUAUUUUAGGUUGGUGCUUAACUGGAGGUGAUGCAUACGUCUUAUUUUUUUCAGGACAGAAAAUGCAUUUAUCCCUACAAAUUGAUAUUUUUUAUUAAGCCGUGGCUAUGAAUGCAAGCUAUAUAUAGUGAGAUUUUCUAAAUUAAGUGGAACUAUGCUACUUCAUUUUUUUAAAAUAACUGGUUUGCAAGUACAUAUCUUUAAAAUGUCAACAGACUGAUGAGCGCUGAUGACAGUGAGUGCAAGAUUACACUGGUAAACAUGACAUGUUGGAUUGUUGUGACACACUGGCAUAAGAACUGUACUUUUUACUUAAACUGUUAACAGGUUAUUGUAGAAUGCAUCUUUAUUUUUUUUAAUGUAACUUUUCUUUUUGGUCUUCUGGGCAAAAUGAACCUGCAGAGAGCACCAUAGAGAGAUCUGAAACAUUUGAGUUUUCAUGUACUGCAAGCAAGUAACCAGCUUCUCACUCCAGUUUCAAAUGGCUAUUAUGUAAAAUAAAUUCAAAGCACAUUGUUAAUAGAAUUUAAAUGAAAAUAUAAACUUUCUUGCCAAUUGACAUGUUACCACAAAAUUGUACAAUAAUGUUUUAGUAACUUGUGAGUUGGCACCCUUUUGUGCUGGCAAGGAAGGUGAUAAAAGUCUCCACUUACUUUGUGGUUUUCCCUCUACCUAGUGCUCAUGCUCUAUAUAGAUUUCUGUCAUCAUUUCCCCCAAGUACUCUUUGAAAGAGUCCAUAUUUUAGUCAGCUCUGUGUUGACAUCUUCUGUACCUCUGCAUUGGCACAUGGAUUUAAAAGUUACUUAAUCGUGAGAGAAUGGUGUUUGUGGUUUUUUUCCCCCCUCUUUGGGUGGUGGAGGACGAAAAUUCCUGCUCUCUUUACCUCCAAGAUGAGGUUUCUCAUUGAUUCACUUCUGGAAGUGCUACACUUCUGAAGAACAAGGAUGCACUAAAUUUAGCAAGUUUCUAAUAAAGUUAAAUAUAAAUUAUUUUGUUUUAAAAUGCCUAAAUUUUUAUUUGAGUAUUCUAAGCAGCAGACAUUAAAAUAACAAUAUUUCCUGCUAAAUGUAACAAUACAGUUUAUUCCACAAAAUGUUAUUUAACAAGACUGAGUUGUUGUUUUUUUGUUUUUGUUUUUUUUUUUAAAAUUAUUUCCAUCCAAUAUUUAAAGACUUGAAUUUUAUUUAAACUUGAAAAUGACUUUGCCUUAACUUUUGUAUAAGACAGCUUAGAGUUAAUGGAGACCGGCCCCCUGGGUUGGCAUGAGUGGAUUACAGUUACUCAGUUACUGUGUAGAUCUAUUAUUGUUAGUUUUACUGAGUAAGCAGACUGAAGUACAAGAACUAGCAGUAGUUUUUGUAAUAUACUUUAAAGAUCUUAAACAGUUGAUCUUUUUUCAGAUUGUUGAAAAAUCCUGUAAAUGCAAAUAGUCAAUACUGUUAUUAAAUAUGUGCACUUGGAAGUGUGUGCUUUGCUUGUACAGUUGUAAAUAAUCAGAACAUAUUAAAAAGGUACCCUAAAGAGAAAAAUCUGAUAAAAAUUAUUGAUAUAUCAUAAAUGUUGCUGUUGAGCUGGAUGUAGAUAAACUAAAUGUUGUGGUUUGAGUAUUUUAAUUUGUUCAGGUUUUUUUUUUUUUCUGCUUUUCUUUUCUCUUAUACUGGUGUGUUGAACUGAUUCUGCCUCUUUGCUGCAAAAGGGAAAUAGGAAGUCUUAUUAAAAGCCUUCAAAGGUUUUCAUACUCUUAAAAACUAUGUAUUUUAUCUAAUGUAAGAGGAUUUUGAAGUAUAAUAUAGAAAGCAGAAACUGGCAGUAUCUUUAAAUGGUAAAGUAAAAAAAUAAUAAUCUAUUGAUUAAAAUCAUACAUAACUAAGUAUUAUUUACCCUGCCAGAGGAAAACUCACCUUGAUAUAUAUGAUCACAUUUCCUUCAGAGCAGUUGUUGUUAUUUAAAUAUGUCAUGCUAAUAUAUUUCAAAUGCCUGUAAAGGGAACAUGGGAAUUUAUUUCUUUGUAGUUGUCAAAUCGAUGACUGAAAAAUCAGAAUUAAUUGACCUCUUAACCUUAAACUAAUGAAUACUGUACAAAGAGUUGGAAAGGCAAACUCUAAGACCUAGUAAUUCUUAAUGUUGUAGUCUUGCUGAAGGAAGAAACAUGAUGUCGUCAGCCAUUGUCAUCACCAGAAUUACAAAUCCUAGUGAGCCAAGUCACUGGUUUUUAAUAAUGAUAAAUCCUUUUCCCUGAAGGCAGUGAACUUUGCAGCUUGAUUUGUGUAUGGAUAAAGCCAGCUGUAGGUAUUUGCUUUGUUUGUUGGCUGAAAGUGUAAAGCUCAACAGCUGCAAACAGGAAAAACAAAAAAACAAAACAAAAAAAAAAAACAGUGGUCACUUACAGUAGCAACAGUGUACAGCUAAUCAUUAUAGUGAACUGGUACAUUAUAAUAUAUUGAGACCAGCAGGGUGUGUUGUGCUGUUCUGAUGUAUUCUGCUGCCGUUUGUACUAGGUCAAUACACUGUAAUUACUGCUUUACCCAGCAACAGUCUGUUGCAUCAAGAGUUGAAACCUUGCUCUGAUGUGAUUUUUUUUUUUUUUAGUAUUCUUUUUAAUUAAGCAAAGGUGGUAUGC
Molecule: messenger RNA, 9471 nt
Organism: Trichechus manatus latirostris (Florida manatee)
Lineage: Eukaryota; Metazoa; Chordata; Mammalia; Sirenia; Trichechidae
Gene: LARP4B
Product: La ribonucleoprotein 4B
Exons: 18
Coding region: 1346-6643 (1765 amino acids)
Biological process (GO): positive regulation of translation
Cellular component (GO): cytoplasmic stress granule; cytosol
Molecular function (GO): mRNA 3'-UTR binding
Source: RefSeq, a predicted model, not a curated record